AUGAGCCGUUUUGGUGCGAGCACUGCCGACACUCCACGCUCGAGCUACAACACAAACGGAGGAGGCGAUAGCGUUGAUCCAAGUCGACAACCAAAUAGUAAAAGUGUAGAAGAUGCAACAAGUAGUAAUAAUAAUAUCAGCAGAAUAACACCUGAACAUUCCAAUGAUCAUACCAAUGUUUCUUUCCAAAACAAAGCUUCCGAUAGUACGCUGGGUGAUGGCGAUAAUAGAAAAUUAUUGACUGAUUCAACACUUGGGAGCAAAGAGGAUUUGAUGAAGGGAUCCUCUUCGGUAAACUCUCGGAACAACAAUUCCAUCGUUAAUAACAAUGGAAGAAGAAUUUAUGGUGCAACGACGCCAAGCAACUCAACCACUAAUACGGAUUCUGUUCAUCUCUCCAGAAGAUUGUAUGAAGGAUCGUCAUCAUCGGGACAGCAAGGUUUCAACGAUCGUGGUCGGUAUGGCAGUCAAUCAUAUAAUAGGAACCGGGGUAGUAACCGAUAUUACAAUGGUGAGAGUCCAAAUCAAUCACACAGCCAAAACAACAGAAAUGUUCCAUCUUACAACAGAGAACGACGAUACACGAAUACUUCGGGUGGAGCGAGUAGUAGUAAUUACUCAAAUAGAGGCCACCGUCGGACUGACUCAUACGAACAUACUCUGCACAAUCAAUAUAAUCCUUUUCCUCCCUAUGAUGAUGUCUAUGCACCUCACAUGAUGCAUCAUCACUAUCCCGAAACUAUGUACAAUUAUCCUCCUUUUCAUCCUGUCGACAGCUCAGGAUAUGCAAGUCAUCCGUAUGCUGCUCAUCAUCCCACUGAAACCUCCAACUCCUCCACAACUCCUUCCGAUCCCUAUCUGACGUCUCCUAGCAAGAGUGACAGUCACUACAAUGAAGACUAUGCAAUGCCCUAUCCUUACCUACAAUAUCCAUAUCCCUACCCUUAUCCAUAUUUUCCAGGUUAUCCCGUAGCUCACCCCAUGUCAUACGAUAAAGGAAGAGUUGAGCAAAAUCAAUCAUUCAACAGAGAACAUUACAAAAAUACUAGAAAUGAAGAGGAAGUCAAAGAUACAAUGCAAGAAAAUGAAAAAACAAUAGAAAAGAACAAAGAAAACAUUACAGCGAACGAUUCCUCAAAAUCAGAGCCAGAAAAAGAGAAAUUACAAGAGGAAGAGGAGCAAAUAAUAGAGAGCACCACGGUGCCUAGAGAUCCAAGACUAUUCGAAUAUUAUAUUGACGAAAAUGCUACAGUGGAGGACAAGGGAGACGCAAAAAAAUCCAAGAAAAAAAAAUACAUUCAAAGCACAAAAUCUAUCAAAAAGUCAGAAUAUUUCUCAAAAAUUCAACUAUCCACGACUCUUGAAAUUCCCCCAAUAUGUCUUGAGCAAGGGUUUAUUGUGAACACAAAGGAAUACCUGCGGAGUUUAACAGUUAAAAAGCAGCCUAAAAUAGCUAUUUCUGAAAUACCUAAAGAUUUUAAAGCUGGUCAUAUUGCAGACAUCAUAAAAACUACAGGAUCAAUAACUGAAUUUGAUGCAUAUUAUAACAAGGAGACUGAUCAAGUAAUAUUUGCAACUGCAAUAUUUAAAGAUUUUGACACCUGCAUAAGAGCAGUUGAAGAGCUGCAUGACGACAAAAGCAUAAAAUUUAGUAUUGAAUACGAUUUUUACGGAGUAUUAGAAGACGAAAAGGCGAUUUCAAAUCCGAAUCUCAUAUCAGGGAAAAAAAGAGAGCAAGAAAAGAAAGAAGAGAAACUCAAAAAGCAAGAAAAAGAAAAGCCAAAGCCAAAACCUUACCAACGUGAGGAACUUGUGAACAUGUUUGAUUAUUAUCCCUAUCCUUAUCCCCUCUACCCAUUCUCUUAUCCUUACUAUCAACAAGGUUAUCAGCCUUCUUCUAGAUUUCAACUAAAAGUUUUGACCAAAUAUCCACGCAGUAAGAAAGACAAACUUUCAAACGUAUUUUACGAUUAUAUGUGCUCUCGUUUCUAUUUUAACGAGACCGAGCAAAUGUAUAUAGUAGAGUUUAACAAUCCAGACGAUCUCACAUCAGCAUAUCAACACUUAAAUAAUCAUGUUGUUUUAGGGUAUGUGAUGGAGCUUGAACCAAUCUAUCCUGAAAAUUAUCAACCUACAGAAACCUCAAUACAAGAGAAACUCUAUGACAGAAUCAAGCUUAAGAUUAAGGAGGCAUUGUUGAAAAGGUUUAGGAAAAAUGUGUUUGCUCCAUUUGCUAAAAAUAUAUUAGAGUCUAAAAAGCAAAAAGAUUCAGAAGAUGUCAUGAAGAAUAUUGUAUUGGAGAAAAUCAAAAGGGAUCUGGAAGAAAAAGAGAGAUUUUUGGAAAGGUUUGCAAUGCAAAGCAAGGCAGAAAAAGAGGAACCGCAAUCCAGCGAAGAUGAGAAAUCAGAAAAUGACGAGCAUGAUCUGAUUAGUGAAGGAUCCUCUAAAUAUAUGAGAGAAGAAAACGAUUUCCAAUCACCAAAAUUAGAAGAUCAUAGCUCAUUAUCCAAAAAUCAAGAUAGAAUGGAGCAUGACAGCGAGGAAGAAUAUCAAUUUGAUGAUGAGGCCUCUCUCAAUGAUCAACAUCAAACAAAUUUAGAAGGAGUUACAUCAGAAGAGACCAAUUUAAAGAAGAGGAAGCAUCAUGAUCUAAAGAAGGCAGGUAAAAAGAAAGCUCAAAAUGUGCCAUUUAAACUCUCAAAGGAAGAACAAGAAAUUGACGAAAAAUUGAAGGCAAUCACGGAUGGAUGCUCCAAACUCAGAGGUCUGACCCUUAAAGAAAUAAGAGAAAUGAAAGAGAUCAAAAAACCAGUGUCUGAGAGCGUUGUUAAGGAUAUGAUGAAAAAUACAAUGAGAAGAAUGGAGUUAGAAGCUAAGAAAAAUACUAAUGAAAGUAGAAGACAGCGUGCAGAGUCAAGACGAGCACUGAAAAUGGCACAAGACGACACAAAAGUCAACCAAUUCCAAAAUAGAGCAAAGAAGUUAAAGUUUGCUAAAUCACCAAUUCAUGAUUGGGGAUUAUUUGCUUUGGAGACUAUUGAAAAGGAUGAAAUGGUUAUUGAGUAUGUUGGAGAGGUCAUUCGAGAAGCACUCUCAGAUAUUAGAGAAAAACGAUAUGAGCAAAUUGGUAUCGGUUCUAGCUAUCUAUUCAGAUUAGACGAUGACUAUAUCAUUGAUGCAACUAAGCGUGGUAACUUGGCCAGAUUUAUUAAUCACAGUUGUGACCCUAACUGCUGUGCUAAAAUUAUUGAGAAAGAUAGGCAGAAAAAGGUUGUUAUUUAUGCUACCAAGAGAAUUGAAAUUGGAGAAGAAAUCACGUACGACUACAAGUUUCCACUCGAAGAGAAUAAGAUUCCAUGUCACUGUGGGUCUGCCAAGUGCAAAAAGUGGUUGAAUUAA
Molecule: messenger RNA, 3399 nt
Organism: Naegleria fowleri
Lineage: Eukaryota; Heterolobosea; Eutetramitea; Acrasida; Naegleriidae
Exons: 1
Coding region: 1-3399 (1132 amino acids)
Cellular component (GO): Set1C/COMPASS complex
Molecular function (GO): protein binding; histone H3K4 methyltransferase activity
Source: RefSeq, a predicted model, not a curated record